AUGCCUACCGUGGUCUUAAUGGACGUGUCUCUGUCCAUGACACGGCCAGUGUCACUGGACGGCAGCGAGGAUUUCCAGAGGAAGAACCUGGCUGUCCACGGACUCACCAUGUUGUUUGAACACAUGGCUGCAAACUACCGCCUGGAGUUCACAUCACUGGUGGCCUUUUCUUCCCUCUGGGAGCUCCUGGUACCUUUCACCAGAGAUUACAACGCCUUGCAGGAGGCUUUAAGCAACCUGGAGGACUACGACAAAACCUGUGUUGAAUCGGCUCUUCAUGGAGUCAGCAACAUUGUGCAGCAGGAGUGGGGAAGCUCCUGUCCCUGCCAGGUGGUGCUGGUAACAGAUGGAUGUCUUGGUAUAGGAAAGGGCUCUUUGCGCCAUUCUUUCCACACACUGAAGCAGCGAGGAGAUGACAAGAAGUUCCCACUCCCUUUCCCUUUUCCAGCCAAACUGUUCAUUAUGUGUGUAGCCAAUGCUGAGGAGUUAAACAUGACUGAUGCCAUGGAAAACUUGGAGGAACUACUUCAUCUUAACGGAGGGGAGGGACAGAUCUUCACCAUGGAUGGGCCUCUGUGCCUGAAGAGUGUACAGACCAUGUUUGGGAAGCUGAUUGAUCAGGCGUACUCUCCCUUCCAUGCUGUCCUUCACUGUGGGAACCUGUCCUCAGACGUCCAGGUCUUCCCUCGGCCGGAGCCUGUGGUGGUGGACGAAGAGGUGGAGCCCAUGCCCAGAACAGUCAACACAGAUUUGGAGAUUGUGGGCUUCAUUGAGAUUGGGGACAUUUCCAGUCCUCCUGUCAUAUCCAGACACUUAGUACUACCUAUUGCUGUAAAUAAAGAGGUGGAUGAAGUUGGCACAGGGGCCACAGAUGAGCUUGAGGAGGAAGCCUCAGCCAGUCAGAUGGCAGGGAAGAGUCCAAAUUUCUGUGUGCUGUUACAUGGCAGCCUGAAAGUGGAAGGCAUGGUGGCACUGGUGCAGCUGGGGCCUGAUUGGUAUGGCAUGCUGUACUCUCAAGCAGACAGCAAGAAGAAAUCAAAUCUGAUGAUGUCUCUGUUCGAGCCUGGCCCAGAGCCUCUACCUUGGCUGGGCAGGAUCUCACAUUUGGGGCCAAUCUCAGAGGCUGCUGAAAAUCCCUAUGGUGAGGAUGACAGUAAAAGUCCUUUCCCUGUGCAGCCCCAGAUCAAGCGGAGCUAUGCCCAGAAUGUCACUGUGUGGAUUAAGGCCAGUGGGCUACAGACUGAUGUGCAGAAGAUCCUGAGGAAUGCAAGGAAACUGCCUGACAAGACUCAAACCUUCUACAAGGAGCUGAACCGCCUUCGGAAGGCUGCCUUAGCUUUCGGUUUCUGGGAGCUCCUGAAGGGAGUUGCUGAUCUGUUGGAGAGAGAGUGCACGUUGCUCCCCGACUCGGCCCACCCAGAUGCCGCCUUUCAGCUAUCCCAUGCUGCACAGCAACUCAAACUGGCCAGCACUGGUGAUUCUCAGUAUGCUGCGUUUGAUCACAACAUUGUUCCCAUGCACACUGACUUCUCAAGUUGAGUCAGAAAGAAUGGACUAAAAUAUGGCAGUCUUUAUGAACUCACUGCUGGAUAGUCAAACGGGAACAAGGCUCUGUGUGUGUGUGUGUGUGUGUAUAGCCCAUGUGCAGCUACACUACCAUGAAGGUAGUACCUGGUGUACGAUCAAAGUUAAAUUAAGUCAUCUACAGGCUGUUUGCAGAGCUAGUAAAUGUUUCAAAUGAUACUCAGACUGAUUAGUCAGACUCCUCAGUGAUGCUGCCUGAACAUAGCAAAACCUGCUUUCACCAACAGGGUCCAUGGUUUUGUUAAAUGAUGAUGUACAUAUGUCUUUUUUUAUUAAUGUUAUGUUAAAUAGAAUCUUGUAAUAAACUGACCAAG
Myripristis murdjan (pinecone soldierfish) is the source of this 1898-nucleotide messenger RNA. It is a transcript of the gene ints14, whose product is annotated as integrator complex subunit 14. The transcript is spliced from 11 exons. Gene Ontology annotation, cellular component: integrator complex. The record is from RefSeq and is a predicted model, not a curated record. Bases 1 to 1539 code for a protein of 512 amino acids. NCBI's taxonomy places the organism in Eukaryota, Metazoa, Chordata, Actinopteri, Holocentriformes, Holocentridae. Gene Ontology annotation, biological process: snRNA 3'-end processing.